GCUUGGUUUGUGCAUUAUCAGCUUGCAGUAGAGCAGAAGAUUUGAAGAUGGGGAUUGCAGAUUUUCUUAGUCCAUGAAAGCAAGGUUUAGUACAUACCCAAGGCCGGGCAUUAAGCUUACUUAGUAGCUAGGGUUUAGGCGGUUAUAAAUGGUAUCAAAGUCAUGUAGGCGAUAUGUCAACGAAGACGCUGACCUUAGAAGGUAGAUUGUUAGGUCCCAAAUUAGUUGGAAAACGAAAGAAACGUUCCUUAUUUUGGAAACCUAUGUCUAGCAAAGGCGUUUUAAACCAAGAGGCUGACAGCGAUAUGAAAUGGGGCUAAAGUAGACAAUAUUUGCUAACAGUGAGUUUGAACCGUUACAAAUAGUAUUAGAGUCAUUCGAGCGGUGUGUCAACAAGGACCCUAGUUCUUAUGGGGUGGACUGUUAGGUGUCACAUCAGUCUAAAGAAUGAAUUGUUAGAUGUCACACGAUAUGUAACGGACUAAAGCAUGUGCCGUUGGGUUAUAAUUUUCAAGUUUUCCCCAUUCACUAUCUGUACAUAACAUCAUCAAAUUGCCAUCCUUCCCUCUGCAUUCAACACUUGUCCCAACAAGGCCAACCCACCGCAACUGCUUCCCCACAUCAAUCCCUUCAAACAGCGCACAACAAAAUCCAGCUGCCACUCCUGAAAGAAACCACCCAUAGUGUUGAGAUCAUGAGUCGGGAACAGCCACGUAGGGGUGAAGAACAGAGGCAGCCUCGCCGGAACGACGUUGACGAGGGGCAGGAAACCAUCAAAUACGGUGACGUUUUCAACGUCUCCGGCGACCUGGCUGCGAACCCCAUCGCACCACAGGAUGCUCGCAUGAUGGGCAGUGCUGAAACCAGGGUAUUGGGGCAAGUGCCGCCGGCUGGUCCGGCCGAUAUCAUGCGAGCCGCCGCUGCUUAUAACGUCCGUGUCGGUCUUCUUGGUAACCGUGAUGUUAGCUAUGCUGCUAAAAACGAAGGCAUCAACAUUAGCGAGACCGAUAUUCCCGGAGCCCGUGUCGUAACCGAACGCGUCGCCGGACAGGUCGUCGGCCAGUAUUUGGACACCACGACGGCGAUUGAGACAGAGACGACGGAGCAGAAUGUAAUAACGAUCGGAGAAGCACUAGAAGCGGCGGGUCAAACUGCCGGAAACAAGCCGGUGGAACAGAGUGACGCUGCAGCAAUUCAAGCCGCAGAGGGCAGAGCAACGGGCAGCAAUGCCAUAUCUCCCGGUGGGCUCACUGCCACGGCUCAAUCGGCGGCGAGUUUCAACGCCGGGAUGAUUCGAGACGAGGACAAGAUCAAGCUCAGCUAUGUCCUAAUGGGUGCAAGAGGAAAACUGGCGACGGACAAGCCAGUGAGCCGGCAGGAUGCGGAGGGGGUGGUGAGCGCGGAGCUGAGGAACAAUCCAAACUUGAUCACUCACCCAGGUGGGGUGGCGGCCUCCAUCACCGCCGCCGCGAGGCUGAAUGAGGACGGCGGCGCAAAUGUAUGAAAAUAGUGACUUUUUAAGUUCUUAUUCUUCCUUUUUGGUUGCUGUAUUUGAAGUAAAAAAAAUAAAAAUAAAAAUA
Cucurbita pepo subsp. pepo (vegetable marrow) is the source of this 1580-nucleotide messenger RNA. Its product is annotated as late embryogenesis abundant protein D-34. Lineage: Eukaryota; Viridiplantae; Streptophyta; Magnoliopsida; Cucurbitales; Cucurbitaceae. The record is from RefSeq and is a predicted model, not a curated record.